AUGGAUGAAACAAAUAAGGAACAAAUGAAAAAUAUUCAAACGGCAGUUGAAAAUUUACAAAUUUGUGAUCAUAACGGAACACUAUCUCAAUUAACUGAUGUGUAUGGUUUUAUAAAAUUUAGUGGAGAGAAAUUUGGUACUACUACACGUCUUUCACAAUACAUACGAUUAAGUGUUGCAACAACAGCUGAAACAAUUGUGAAAUUUAUGUACAAUGGAUGGAAUUUACCAGAACCAGACAUAAUUAUAUCUAUAACUGGUGGAGCAAAGAAUGAUGGUAUGUCAAAACAAGUUGGAAAAAUUUUUCAAAUGGGUCUAGUUUCUGCUGCUAGUAGAGCAAAUGCAUGGUUGAUUACAUCUGGAACAAAUGCUGGUGUUGUUGAAAAAGUUGGUGAAGCUAUUAAUUAUUGUCGUUAUAAUAAUCGAAAAAAUGCACUUGAUAUUCCGUGUAUUGGUAUUGCUAGUUGGGGUUAUAUAGCAGAAAAUGAACAACUUGAUAAUAAACGGACACGUUCUCUUAUAAAUGUAACGAAUACAAGAUCAAUACGUUCAUUUUCGAAACGUUUUCAACAUCAAGCAGUAGAGUAUAUUUCGAUGGAUAACGAUAAUCGAAAUUAUAUUCGAGAUUAUAAUGUUAAAAGUAACAAACCAGGAGAAUGUUAUUUAGAACCAAAUCAUACACAUUUUUUAUUAAUUGAUGAUGGACAAAAAACUGCUGAUACAGUUCUCCGAUUGCGAGCUGAAAUUGAAAAACAUUCUCGAAUUACUAAUCUGUCCAAUACAGCAAACAAUGCAGUAAAAUCACUCAUACCUAUUGUCAUGGUUUUAGUUGAAGGUGGUAUAUCAGCGAUUCAAACAAUAUGUGAAGCACUUAAGUGCGAUACUCCAGUUGUAGUUAUUAAAAAUUCAGGUCGUGCUGCUGAUCUUGUUGCUGAAUUACAUGCUUGUCUUUCUGAUGGUGAAAUAGAUAAGGACCGUGUUAGUAGUGCGCAUUCUACAAGAUCACAAACUAGCAUUCCUGAAAAUUUACAAGAAAAGAUGGAUAAAAUUUUGCAUGAAGAACGAAUUGAAGGACUUCAUAAAGUUAGAAAGGAUUUACGUGACACAUUGUAUAAGUACAAACAUCUUGUAACAAUUUUUGACUUUGAUAGUAAAAGACAUCGUGGCAAUUUUGAAGAUGUCUUUUUAGAAUCUUUAUUGAAAGCUCGAAGAAAUUUAGGUACUUCAAAUGAACAACAUAGUCUAGCAAGAGAACUUAUAUUAGCUAUAGUAUGGCAUAAAUUUAAUUAUGCUGACAAAUAUCAUCUUACUGAGUCGACAAUAUCGAAAUGGGCAUCAAAAGAAGAUGAUCGUCGUCGUGCUCUUGUUGAAGCGCUUUAUCAUGGUCAAACUGAUUGGGUUAAAUUACUUAUUGAAUUGGGUAUAUCACUUGAAAAUUUGACAAAAGCAGAUCUUGAAAGACUUUAUAAAAAAUCGACUAGUAAUCAAUUAUCAAUCGAAAAUGAAGAAACAAAUAUUAAAUCCAUAAAAUUUCGAUAUUACUCAGACUAUUUUCAUUGGAAUGAUGGUAAUAUGAACAACCUCACUGAUUCAAAACAAUUAAACGAUUCUACCCGACUAGGUGAAAGUGCUCCAUUAGAUUUAUUUUUAUGGGCUGUCUUUUUUGAUCGAUUUGAACUUGCAAUAUAUCUGUGUUCCAAAAUUUGGAAUAUACCACUAGCGCUAUUAUUUGGUGCAUAUAUCUAUCGACGCACAGCAAAAAUAAGAAAACCAAAGGAUACAGAUAUACAAAAACAAUACAAUAAACAUGCCGAUCAAUUUGAUACUGGUGCUGCAUCAAUUAUUAAGCUUUGUUUUGAUGAUGAUGAACAAUUCGCUCUUGAUCUUUUACAACGUUCUGAUAUUGCAUUUAAAAAUCUUACUCUAUUAGAAUUAGCUAAAGAUGCUGAAUGCAAAUCAUUUCUUGCAUCAAAAUGUGUUCAAAGACAUCUUGACGAUACAUGGUAUGGAUAUAUCAAUCAUAAACGAGAAGCUAUUAAUUUUAAAAUUACUUUAAAUAUUCAAAAUGGUUCAAAAAUCAAUCAAUCGACUACGAUGCAUAAUUCUCUUGAAUUUGUUCAACACGAAAGAAAAACUAAUAUUUCAUGGUUAGAUAAAAUAAACUAUUUUUAUAAAGCACCUAUUGUACGAUUUUAUUAUUAUACGAUAUUUUUUAUUAUAUUUUUGGGUUUAUUCAGUUUUGUUAUUCUUGUUGAUUAUUUUCCAUUAAAUAUCUAUAAUGAAAAUCGAUCAGGUUAUAAAAAUUUACUAAUACCAAUAACUGAAAUAAUUCUUCAUGUAUGUAUAUGGAGUUUAAUUGUCGAAGAAAUUUAUCAAGUAAUAUUAAUUUAUAUUUUAUAUUAA
Rotaria sp. Silwood1 is the source of this 2403-nucleotide messenger RNA. The record is from the annotation of a GenBank genome assembly. NCBI's taxonomy places the organism in Eukaryota, Metazoa, Rotifera, Eurotatoria, Philodinida, Philodinidae.